Neomonachus schauinslandi (Hawaiian monk seal) is the source of this 1533-nucleotide messenger RNA. RefSeq names its product sphingolipid transporter 3 (putative) (gene SPNS3). Gene Ontology annotation, biological process: transmembrane transport. Gene Ontology annotation, cellular component: membrane. NCBI's taxonomy places the organism in Eukaryota, Metazoa, Chordata, Mammalia, Carnivora, Phocidae. Gene Ontology annotation, molecular function: transmembrane transporter activity. The transcript has 12 exons. Bases 1 to 1533 code for a protein of 510 amino acids. The record is from RefSeq and is a predicted model, not a curated record.
AUGUCGGCGGAGUGCUGGGAGCCCGGGCCGGGGGGGCACCCUUGGGCCUCGGGCGCAGGUCCGUGCCCCCCUGGGACCGCGUCCGCCCCCUGGAACCUGCCCCGCUGGCGGGCUUGGCUGGCCGCCGCGGUGCUCUGCUACAUCAACCUCCUGAACUACAUGAACUGGUUCAUCAUUGCAGGGAUGCUGCUGGACAUACAGAACUUUUUUCAGAUCAGCGAUGGCAAUGCUGGUUUGCUUCAGACAGUCUUCAUCUGCAGCCUGCUGCUGUCUGCACCUGUGUUCGGCUACCUGGGUGACCGGCACGGCCGCAAAGCCACUCUGAGUGUUGGGAUCCUGCUCUGGUCGGGGGCAGGCCUUUCCAGCUCCUUCAUCUCCCCCCAGCAUUCCUGGCUCUUCUUCCUGUCCCGGGGAGUCGUGGGCAUAGGCUCGGCCAGCUACUCCACCAUCGCGCCCACCGUCCUGGACGACCUCUUUGUGAGGGACCAGCGGACCCGAGUGCUGGCCAUCUUCUACAUCUUCAUCCCUAUUGGAAGCGGCCUGGGCUACGUGCUGGGGUCGGCCGUGUUGCAGCUAACUGGGAACUGGCGUUUGACCUUCCGAAUCAUGCCUUGCCUGGAAGCCGUGGCCUUGAUCCUGCUUAUCGCGCUGGUUCCAGACCCGCCUCGGGGAGCUGCUGAGAAGCAGGAAGAGGCGGCCGUGGGCGGCCCGAGGAGCAGCUGGUGUGAGGAUGUCAGGUACCUGGGGAGAAACUGGAGUUUUGUGUGGUCGACCCUUGGGGUGACCGCCAUAGCCUUUGUGACUGGAGCGCUGGGCUUCUGGGCCCCCAGGUUUCUGCUCGAGGCCCAUGUAGUGCAUGGGCUGCAGCUUCCCUGCCUCCAGGAUCUGUGCAACAACCAGGACAGCCUGAUUUUUGGGAUUCUGACUGUGGUGACUGGCAUCGUUGGGGUGGUCCUGGGAGCAGAGGCUUCAAGGAGGUACAAGAAGGUCAACCCGCGGGCUGAGCCCCUCAUCUGUGCCUGUAGCCUGCUUAUUGCUGCCCCCUGCCUCUACCUGGCUCUCAUCCUGGCCCCGGUCACUCUCCUGGCCUCCUAUGUGUUCCUGGCCCUCGGGGAGCUGCUUCUGUCCUGCAACUGGGCGGUGGUUGCUGACAUCCUGCUGUCUGUGGUGGUGCCCCGGUGCCGAGGGACAGCAGAGGCGCUUCAGAUCACGGUGGGCCACAUCCUGGGGGACGCCGGCAGCCCUUACCUCACUGGCCUUAUCUCCAGCACCCUGAGGGCCGGGCGCCCCGACUCCCACCUGCAGUCCUUCCUCAGCCUUCAGCAGAGCUUCCUGUGCUGCACCUUCGUCAUCGCCCUGGGCGGCGGUUGCUUCCUGCUAACUGCGCUGCGGCUGGAGAGGGACCAGGCCAGGGCCCGGCAGCCGGGCACAGGUACGCCCAGCCCUCCCACCUCGGAGAUAGAGACCGACAAGAAACAGGAAGAGCAAAAGAUAGAGUACGUGCAAGGUGAUCAGCGCUACGGAGAGGUGUAA